Messenger RNA from Cornus florida, 1405 nucleotides. RefSeq lists its product as uncharacterized. Lineage: Eukaryota; Viridiplantae; Streptophyta; Magnoliopsida; Cornales; Cornaceae. The record is from RefSeq and is a predicted model, not a curated record. Gene Ontology annotation, molecular function: nucleic acid binding; zinc ion binding. The transcript has 2 exons. The coding region runs from base 12 to 602 and encodes 196 amino acids.
UGAGAAAAAAGAUGUCUGGGAAUAUUGAAGAUGAACAGGUCGAGGGUCUAUUUGCAAGAGGCAAAAGUGAGACAAAGGGUUCUGGUAGUAAGGGCAAAUAUAGAUCUCAUAAAAAUGUGGAAUGUUACUACUGUCACGAGAUAGGGCACAUCAUCAAGAACUGUCCCAAACUAAAGGCAAAGAAUGGGAAUGGCAAAGAGAAGGUUCAAGAAGCAGCUUCUGUGGCAACUGCUACAACGAGUGAUUCGAAAAGUGACGAUUAUGUUCUCAUGACAACCUUGUGUUCAGGUGAAAGGUGGUUCGAUUUUAACGGCGGACAGGAAAACUUUCAAAAUUUUGGGAAUUGGAACAGUCAAGAUCAAGACGCACAAUGGGUUGGUAAGAACAUUGUUAGAUGUGCGACAUGUACCGGAUCUGAAAAUAAAUCUUAUUUCAGUAGGUGUGCUAGACUCCAAAGGUUACAAGGUUAUAACAGAAGGUGGAGCAAUGAUGGUCGUGAUGGAUUCUCUUGUGGUGCUACAGGGCACCAAAGUGAAAAAUUUAUAUCUUCUCCAAGGGAAUAUAGUAACAGGUGGAGCUUCUACAGGGUCUUCUAUAGUUAGCAGAAAUCUGCAUUCGGGUUUUGGCAAAAGAAGUGUUCGAAAGAGGAGAACGAUCCUAGUUCUCAAAAGGGUUGUGAGGGGACUACACAACGUGGUGGGAGAAUGAAAUCUGUUUUCAGAUGGCAACCAAAAUUGCAGCAGUCUUUACAGGGAGGCAGACCCAUGAGGACAGGUGUGAUAUUGACUUGCAAUAAUCUAAGUGGCAAUGAGAUAGUCCAUUCGAGUGCCAUUAAGAUGCGUGGGAGGCAAGUAGUUGGUCACAACAGAGAUGCGAGGAAAAGUUAAGGAUGUCCUAUUCUCCACAAGGGUGAGAAGAUGACUUUUCAUUACCAGCCGGUGGUUUGUGGGCGGUUGGAGAAGGUUGCUAAAGGAGAUGUCAAACUUGGAAUUUCUGAGAUUGCUUUUGGAAAGCAUUUAGAGUUUGACACAAAUACUGGAGGUAUGCUUGUGGCUGCGCAAAACAUGCAUGGGUUGAAGAAUGAGAGCCCGAGGGUUAAGUUUGAGGAUGACUCAAACUUAACUAAAAUUCUUAAUUAAUUUGUUUUGUGGAGAAGACAGUUUGUUUUGUAGAGAUACAUUGGCUCAUUUGAAUUUUCGCCAAGGUGGAGAUUUGUUGAAUAUGUGGCUCAAUUUGAGGCUUGCAUCACCCAUGACAUCAUCUUCUUCGCCUCCAAGUAUAUGUGUUCAUCAAGUUUUAUUUUUGGCCUCCAAAAAUGUAUGCCCAGCAAGUCUUUUGAGUGGUCACCAAGUAGCCUCAUUUUGGUGUCCCAUUUUGGCUAUAAAUAGCCUUGCCCUCCAUAGUG